Cetraspora pellucida is the source of this 172-nucleotide messenger RNA. NCBI's taxonomy places the organism in Eukaryota, Fungi, Glomeromycota, Glomeromycetes, Diversisporales, Gigasporaceae. The record is from the annotation of a GenBank genome assembly.
AUAUAAAGAAGUUUUAAAGUUGCAAAAAUUAACUGAAUACUCUAGUAAAACUCUAUAUAGAUGGAUUGCACAACUUACUGAAAAUGAUAACAGAACUGCAACAAGUAAAGAACUAGCAGAGGCCUUUAACAAUACUUAUCUUAGUCUUAAUAUUACAUCAAAAAUGGUUUGA